Messenger RNA from Condylura cristata (star-nosed mole), 3121 nucleotides. It is a transcript of the gene SPART, whose product is annotated as spastic paraplegia 20 (Troyer syndrome). The record is from RefSeq and is a predicted model, not a curated record. NCBI's taxonomy places the organism in Eukaryota, Metazoa, Chordata, Mammalia, Eulipotyphla, Talpidae. Gene Ontology annotation, biological process: negative regulation of BMP signaling pathway; cell division. Bases 154 to 2157 code for a protein of 667 amino acids. The transcript has 9 exons. Gene Ontology annotation, cellular component: plasma membrane.
GGCCGCGGGAGACAUUGGCCUGGGGUCGGCGCCGAGUAGCCAGUCCGCGCGGUUCUCUCCGGGUCCACUGCUCACACUUUUCUGUUCUCUUCCAAGAGCCUCACUCCAGGCUUCGAGGCGGACUGCUAUCUCCCUAGACACCACUUAGCAGACAUGGAUCAAGAGCCACAAAAUGGAGAACCUGCGGAAAUUAAUAUCAUUAAAGAAGCAUACAAGAAAGCCUUUCUAUUUGUUAAUAAAGGACUAAAUACAGAUGAAUUAGGGCAGAAGGAAGAAGCAAAGAACUACUAUAAGCAAGGAAUAGGCCAUUUGCUCAGGGGAAUCAGCGUUUCAUCAACAGAACCUGAACACACAGGCCCUGAGUGGGAAUCUGUUAGACAGAUGCAACAGAAAAUGAAAGAAACACUACAGAAUGUACGUACUAGGCUGGAAAUUCUAGAGAAAGGUCUUGCCACUUCUCUGCGGAAUGAUCUUCAGGAGGUACCCAAGUUAUAUCCAGAAUUUCCUCCUAAAGACAUGUCUGAAAAAUCUCCAGAGCUUCCAUCCACUAGUUCACCUACCCAGCAGCCCGAAGUAAAUGGAAAUACGUCAAAUACAGGGCCAAUUCCUGCACCUGGUUCUCUAGCCUUACCCUCCCAGAGUCAUCCAGCAGAAGCACCUCCUGCUUAUACUCCUCAGGCUGCUGAGGGUCACUACACUGUGUCCUAUGGGACAGAAUCUGGGGAAUUUUCAUCUGUUGGAGAAGACUUUUACAGGAAUCAUUCCCAGCCACCUCCUCUUGAGAGCUUAGGGCUAGACGCAGAUGAGUUGAUUUUGAUACCAAAUGGAGUCCAGAUUUUUUUUGUAAAUCCUGCAGGAGAGGUUAGUGCACCUUCAUAUCCUGGGUAUCUUCGAAUCGUGAGGUUCUUGGACAAUUCCCUUGACACAGUACUAAACCGUCCUCCUGGAUUUCUUCAGGUUUGUGACUGGCUGUAUCCCCUAGUUCCUGACAGAUCUCCAGUUCUUAAAUGUACUGUGGGAGCCUACAUGUUUCCUGAUACAAUGUUACAAGCAUCAGGAUGCUUUGUGGGGGUGGUCUUGUCUUCUGAAUUACCAGAAGAUGAUAGAGAACUCUUUGAGGAUCUGUUAAGACAAAUGUCUGACCUUCGGCUCCAGACCAAUUGGAACCGGGCAGAAGGAGAAAAUGAAUUUCAAAUCCCUGGAAGAUCAAGAAGUCCCCCUGACCAGUUGAAGGAAGCCAGUGGCACUGAUAUGAGACAGUUGGAUCCUUCAUUGGAUCAAGGUAGUAAGGAUGUGCGUCAUAAAGGAAAACGAGGAAAAAAGACAAAAGACACUUCAAAUGAAGAAGUUAAUCUGAGUCACAUUGUACCCUAUGAGCCAGUUUCAGAAGAAAAAGCAAAGGAAUUACCUGAAUGGAGUGAAAAAGUAGCUCAGAACAUUUUGUCAGGUGCUUCCUGGGUGAGCUGGGGUUUAGUCAAAGGUGCAGAAUUUACUGGCAAAGCAAUCCAGAAAGGCGCUUCUAAACUCCGAGAACGGAUUCAACCAGAGGAAAAACCAGUGGAAGUUAGCCCAGCUGUGACCAGGGGACUUCAUAUAGCAAAGCAGGCCACAGGAGGAGCAGCGAAAGUCAGUCAGUUCCUGGUAGAUGGAGUUUGCACUGUAGCAAAUUGUGUUGGAAAGGAACUAGCUCCGCACGUCAAAAAGCAUGGAAGUAAACUUGUUCCAGAAUCACUUAAAAAAGACAGAAAUGGGAAGUCUCCUCUGGAUGGUGCUAUGGUUGUAGCAGCAAGUAGUGUUCAAGGUUUUUCAACUGUCUGGCAAGGAUUGGAAUGUGCAGCUAAAUGCAUUGUUAACAAUGUUUCAGCAGAAACUGUACAAACUGUCAGAUACAAGUAUGGGCACACUGCAGGAGAAGCUACACACGAUGCAGUAGAUUCUGCCAUCAAUGUUGGUGUGACUGCCUAUAAUAUUGACAACAUUGGUAUCAAAGCAAUGGUGAAGAAAACUGCAAAACAAACUGGACAUACACUCCUUGAGGACUAUAAACUAGUUGAUAAUUCUAAAGGGGAAGUGGGAGCAAAUGCAAGUAUGAAAGGGGAGGAUGAUGAACAGAGCAAGGAACUAGAGAAGAAUGAGACAAAGAAGAAAGAUAAAUGAUGAAGUGCUGUGAAUGACCUUUGCUAUACCAAAGCCUUACAAGAUGGAUACAAUUUUGUUAAAUAGGCAAGUGUGGAAUUCUCCACACAUUAACCAGUAUUUUAAAAAUGUAUUCAUUCUUACUGACUUAUUUCAUAAGCUUUAUGGCAAGUAUUCUACUUAAAAUGAAAAAAGAAUCAGUAUUCUUGCAUCUUGCCCUUGGAAAUACACAGUUAUAUUCUAAGUAAGUUUAUUUUUCCUAAAUGUGGCUAAAAUAUUUUUGCAGUUUAGACUAAUCAUACAUAUAUUAUAAAUCUCAUUAAACCUAAUGCUAAACUAUUUUUGUAUUUACUAUCAGGAAGUAGGAAAGUAUGAGGAAGUAAGAAGGUAGGUGAUUUUAUAUUUACAUAAAACUUAGUUCAAUUUGUACUGGGAAAGGAUCAUUUAAAAUAUUGUCCUCUGUGCAUUAAUGGUGGAUUUUUUUUUAUAGAUGCUUGUCAGAAUUUUCAGUGAAUGAGCUAAAAAAACUAUAAUCUUAAACUAAAAGAAUUUUCAUUUAACAUUUAAAAGACUUCAAAUCAUGAAGAGACUACUCGUAAAAAGUAAAAUGAGGUUCUGUAAAAUUAAUUUGAUAGCUUAUCUGUUAGGAAACAUGAUCAUUUCUUAUUUAAAAUAAGUAUAAAUUUUUAAGUAUUCUGAAUUUAGACUGGCAUUCUCUGUUAAGAGUCUUAAGAACUACUGGGGUAUGAGUGGCAGUCUACUAAAAUUUGAAGUGAUUAUUACCAGCUUAAUUAGACAAAAGAGGACUUUUAAAAAAUCAUGUUACUAGGCCCUCCCUGGUGGUGCAGCAUUUUGAAACACAGCACUGCAAAGCUAAGUCAAGCCAAUCCAAGGAUGCUUCAGUGUUGUAUCCCUGCCCCGGAGGUGAUCCACAUGGCACAGCUGCCUGCUGCUCCCCUUAGCAGUGCACUUUGUCAGUCAGCCU